AUGAAGGGGUGCACCUGGGUAUUUGUGGCAACUUUACUUUGUCAGCAGUUUUGCCUCUUCAGAGUUACGGCAGCAAAGAGAGAGAGAAAGGUGAAGAAGGAACCUAACCAGUAUACAGAGCCUUUCAAUGCUACCCUCUCAAACAGCGAAGAGCUCCACGGGCAUCCCAAGAUCCUAGAAUCUCCAGAUCCUCGAAUCACAGAUCCACGGCGGACCUGGAUCUCCUUUGUUCACCGCCCAGACGAUGGCAAUACCUCUAAAAGGAGAUGCAAAGGGAAAGACAAGAAAUUACGUGGCCUUGUUGGGCCUCCAGGACCUCCUGGUCCCCAGGGACCUCCAGGAGCACCUGGUGCUGAAGUCACCCGGGAAGUCCUUUUGCAGGAGUUUAAGGAGAUAUUAAAAGAAGCCAUUGAGCGUCGAGCAUCCCUGGCUAUUUCGGCCCAUCCUAGCCAGCUGCCUCCGCUCCUGCUCUCCUUGGAGGAAGCUUCGCCCCACAGACGUGUGGAGGAGGCGUUCCAUUGCAAGCUAAAAGGACAAGUCAUUGUCGAUAAGAAGACCCUGGUAGAACUUCAGAACUUCCAGUCGCCUCUGGCCAAAGGAGCUUUUCUCCGGGGGACAGGAUUAAAUCUGGCAACAGGACGUUUCACAGCACCCGUGUCUGGCAUCUACCAGUUCUCAGCCAACAUCCACAUUG
Molecule: messenger RNA, 694 nt
Organism: Leptosomus discolor (cuckoo roller)
Lineage: Eukaryota; Metazoa; Chordata; Aves; Leptosomiformes; Leptosomidae
Source: RefSeq, a predicted model, not a curated record